UAGGCAGUUCUGCAGGAAGGCUAGUGCUGGUGGUCAGCCUGAAUCAAAAGGAAGAAACCUGGGCGAUUUUAAGGGCAAUCAGACACGUGGAGCCAUUUGGGACACACUGCCCUAGAGACCCUCAAACUGUUUCCUUGGGACACCCAGCCCAUCUCUGGAGUUGGGACUACAAAGAAAACCUGAUGCCGCCUCUUCAGAUUGUCCCCUGUCGAUUACUCUCCUGGCUGUGUAGUGGACUGAAGUCUCCCGUCUCCACCCGAACCCGGAUUUGCCCGACGAUGGCUCGACCAAGUUCAAGUAUGGCUGAUUUUCGGAAGUUCUUUGCAAAAGCAAAGCACAUAGUCAUCAUUUCGGGGGCUGGCGUUAGUGCUGAGAGUGGGGUUCCGACCUUCAGAGGAGCUGGGGGCUAUUGGAGAACAUGGCAAGCUCAGGACCUGGCCACCCCUCAGGCCUUUGCGCGAAACCCAUCCCUGGUGUGGGAGUUCUACCACUACCGGCGGGAGGUGAUGCUGAGCAAGGAACCGAACCCCGGGCACCUCGCCAUCGCUGAAUGUGAGGCCCGGCUGCGUGGGCAGGGCCGCCGGCUUGUGGUCAUCACUCAAAACAUCGAUGAGCUGCACCGCAAGGCUGGCACCAAGAACCUUCUGGAAAUCCACGGUAGCUUAUUUAAAACCCGAUGUACCUCUUGUGGAGUUGUGGUGGAGAAUUACAAGAGUCCCAUUUGUCCAGCUUUAUUGGGAAAAGGGGCUCCAGAACCUGAAGCUCAGGAUGCCAGAAUCCCAGUGGAGAAACUUCCCCGGUGUGAAGAGGCGGGGUGCGAGGGCCUGCUGCGACCCCACGUGGUGUGGUUUGGCGAAAACCUGGAUCCUGCCAUUCUGGAGGAGGUUGACAGAGAGCUGACCCUCUGUGACUUAUGUCUAGUGGUGGGAACUUCCUCCGUGGUUUAUCCUGCCGCCAUGUUUGCCCCCCAGGUGUCUGCCCGCGGAGUGCCAGUGGCCGAAUUCAACAUGGAAACCACCCCAGCCACGAACAGAUUCAGGUUUCACUUCCAGGGGCCUUGCGGUACCACUCUUCCUGAAGCCCUUGCUCCUCAUGAAACUGAAAAUGUGUCUUAAUUGGCCCCGGGGAAAGAAGAAAUUGUGGCACAUCUAACUAAGUACCGGGCCACAAACAGAGGCGAAACAAUCAUGGGGAUGGUGAGCUAAAUGUUAGAAAAUCUAGAAAUAACCUCCGAUUCCCUGGCUGGAAUCCCACCUGAUGAUAAGUGAUGGCAAUUUAGAAGGAACAAUUUAGAAGGAACCACGCAAACGUGGUUAGAGGGAGAAGUCAAUGAACAGUGGAGUUGAUGCAAUGUUAUUUUGUGUGAACUUAAACACAAGAUAUCUCUGAUGUGUUUGGUUGGUUAUUGGAAGGGGAUAUUUUUGUGAUUAGAUUUUCUUUUAAAGAAGCAGUUGUGCUGAUUUUAUUGUUGCUAUCUGGGCAAAGAUAGGAGUAGAGGGGUCAAACCUUGGUAUUUCUAAUUUUUGUCAAGUUUUGGUGGAAAAUAAACUCACUCUCUACGGUA
Molecule: messenger RNA, 1564 nt
Organism: Acinonyx jubatus (cheetah)
Lineage: Eukaryota; Metazoa; Chordata; Mammalia; Carnivora; Felidae
Gene: SIRT5
Product: sirtuin 5
Exons: 9
Coding region: 183-1115 (310 amino acids)
Molecular function (GO): NAD+ binding; protein-succinyllysine desuccinylase activity; protein-malonyllysine demalonylase activity
Source: RefSeq, a predicted model, not a curated record